Dicentrarchus labrax (European seabass) is the source of this 4755-nucleotide messenger RNA. Its product is annotated as hormonally up-regulated neu tumor-associated kinase homolog. Gene Ontology annotation, cellular component: cytoplasm. The record is from RefSeq and is a predicted model, not a curated record. The coding region runs from base 1804 to 4146 and encodes 780 amino acids. Gene Ontology annotation, biological process: intracellular signal transduction; protein phosphorylation. Gene Ontology annotation, molecular function: protein serine/threonine kinase activity; ATP binding. The transcript is spliced from 12 exons. NCBI's taxonomy places the organism in Eukaryota, Metazoa, Chordata, Actinopteri, Moronidae.
CAUGGCGGAUAUAAGGCUCUAUCCCUCCUUUCAUCAGCUGAGUGAGGAAGAAUCGAGCAGCAACACACUGCAAUCUGACCCUGACCUGCACACACACACACACACACACACACACGCACACACACUUUAAUACACACAGUAGCAGAAAAGCAGACAUAGUUCAGUGCUGACCAUCACUCAUCAGCACAAAACCUCACUGCUGUUUUCCACUGAUCACCACUGUCAUAACACAUGCCUCUGUGGCUCUGAUCCCUCUUUCCAGUAUUAUAUCAUAUCAUCAAUAUCACUUGAAAAUCUUAUAACUCCAGUUUGGUUUUUACUUGAAAUUAUGGGUGUUAGCAUGUAAACUCAACAUUCAAAUAAAAUCAUGGAAGCCAUAAUAGGCUUUGAAGAAGACUUCAUGGUAAUGAGCCAGCCAGCCGAGGGGGGUUGUUAAUAAAGACACUGAGUCCCCGCCAGCUGCAGGGUGCUGAUCUGUUGUUGACCAUGACCUCUGACCCUUCCAGGCCAAACAAGAGAUAGUUACCUUGCAGAGGUCAGUAAUGAAUACAGUAGGUCAGUAAUAGUUGUACAGGUAGUAUUAGGGAAAGCUUUAUAAACUUGAUUGCUCCCUGAUUUGAUUUAUUUUUAUUGCUAAGAGUUAGAUGAGAAGAUUGAUACUGCUGUCACAUCGGUACAGUAAGUUACAACGAGCAGAUGUUACCUUAAACAUGAAGACGGGAAACAGCUAGACUAGUCGACUGUCCAAAUGUAACAAAAUCUGUCUACCAGCACCCCUAAAGCUCCUUAAUUAACACACCAUAUCACGUUCCGUAUGCGUGUAAAAACACAAGUUGUGGUUUUAAGUGGAUUUUGUUACUUUUGCACAGAGAGUGCCCCCCUCCCAUUUCCAGUCUUUGUGCUAAGCUAAGCUAACAGCUGCUGGCUGUGGCUUCAUAUUUACCAUACACAUUUGUCAUGAGAGUGGUAUCAAAUCCCAUCCAACUCUUGACAAGAAAGCAAAUAUGGCUAUUUCAUCAAAACGUGCCUUCCUACAACAUACAUGCUUAAUUAUAGUUUAAAUAAAUUAAACUGUUUGGUCUGACGUGAAUAAAAAAGCCAACAUUUUUAGGCUUUCAAAGUCUUCAGGUGGUGUGCACUUAUCCCUGUCCACUGUCCUUCUUUUACCAGUCCACAUCAGUGUGUCAUACCAACCCUGAUCUACGCUCCAAAUGAAGAAAAUGAACUGUGUGUGUCCAUGAGAAAAUGAAAUGGACAGAAUUAGAAAAUAAGAUUCCAAAGGGAAGUAAAGUAAGAGAGUUUGAAUGGUUACUGUGUAACUGUGAGUGUGUGUACCUUAGUGUGUGCAAAGGGGGGGUAAUUACGGUGUAGAAUGUCCUCCUCAUCACUGGAGCUGACCUAAGAGCACAACAGUUAAUCAUCCACUAACCGGCAGAGAGAGACAGAGUGAGAGAAGGAGAGGGAAGCCAGUGUUGCAUGAUGCACAGUUGAAUUGGAAGAGAAACACUUUGAGGCACCUGUGUUUGAUAAAAGGUAGAAGGAAAGAGGAGUCUUUUAUCAGUCUGGAAUAAAGGAUAUACUCACCUGAGAGCUUUGGAAGGAUAACAAAUCUGCAGCCGAGGACACGCACCUGCUCCUAAAGAGGGAUUUUUAGCAGCAUUCUCCCUUCUUUCAAUCAACCAGUGUGUGUUUGUUUGUGUAUAUCAGUAAGUUAGUAUGUGUGUUCUGUGUGGACUGUCCUGUUUUUGGAUUUAACUGUGUGUAUGUGAGAGGUGGCCACAUGGGGCCCGGGCCCUGUCUGGGAUGCCAGCUGCAGCAGUGAAGCCCGCUCCGGAGGACAUGGUGGCGGAGGGAGGGGGCGAAGGAGAGCAUGGCGUGUCCCAGUGGGAAGCCACGGGGGUGGGCCGGGAACGGCUGCCCUCCCUGAAGGUCCCCAGGGAGCUGCUGCGGAGCUUCCCCCACUCCAAACGGGUGGGAUCCUACCUGGUGGGGAAAAUGAUAAACAAGGGUUCCUUUGCCAAAGUGAUGGAGGGGCUGCACAUCGGCACGGGGGAAAAGGUAGCCAUUAAGGUGAUUGACAAGAAGAAAGCGCGACAGGACUCAUACGUGCUGAAGAACAUGAAGAGAGAACCUCGAAUUCAUCAGAUGGUCCGACAUCCUCAUAUCGUCGUCCUGCUGGAGACUCUGGAGACGGAGAACAGCUACUACAUGGCCAUGGAGCUCUGUGCUGGAGGAGACCUGAUGGACAGGAUCUGUGAGAGGAAGAGGCUGGAGGAGAGGGAGGUACGACGCUACACUCGUCAGAUCCUUUCUGCAGUGGAACACCUGCACAAACACGGCAUCGUACACAGAGAUUUAAAGAUUGAAAACUUCCUGCUGGACGAACAUAAUAACAUAAAGAUUGUGGACUUUGGCCUGAGUAACAUUCUGAAGGCUGAAUCUUUGUCUCUGGAGCUCCUCAACACCCAGUGUGGAAGUCCUGCCUACGCAGCACCUGAGCUGCUCGCUCACAGGAAGUAUGGACCCAAAGUGGACGUCUGGUCGGUAGGUGUGAGUAUGUUUGCCAUGCUGACAGGGACUCUGCCCUUCACUGUUGAGCCUUUCAACAUCAAACACCUGCACCAAAAGAUGGUCAACGGAGAGAUCAGCAGCAUCCCCAGUGACGUCAGCAAAGGUGCGGUGGCGUUUGUGUUGUCUCUCCUGGAGCCGGACCCAGAUAAGAGACCCAGUAUCAGAGCUGCGAUGGAGGAGAGGUGGAUCAAUGAGGGAUAUGCCAAGAAACCACUACACACACUCUCUCAUAAAAACAGGUUGUGUCCAGAGGAUCUCAACUCGUCUGUGCUAGCAUACAUGACUGAGACGCUGGGCUACUCUCUCUCUGAAAUCAUUCACACACUCACCACCAACCGACCCUCUGCCAUCAUGGCCUCCUACCACCUGCUGCACAACAAGCUCAGCAGGAACCAGAAAGGAGCCAAGGCCAGCAAGAAGCUAGAGAGCAAUGACUGGAGUCUUCCAAGCAAGAAUACAUGGCGAGAGAGGAAUAACACUGACUCAAAGACUCAGCAACAGAAUGAACCGACCAAUGAAAAAAGCUCAAAGCAGUCCGGCAGGCCUCUAAGAGCCCAACAGACAACUGAGUGUCAGAACAACAGGAAGAGGCCCGAGGACCUGCACAGGAAGGACCACCGAGAGGACGCAGAGAACCGCUCCCCCUCUCCAUCUCUACCCCAGCUUCCUCACUCUGCCUCCCCCUCCAUACCCCCUCGCCUUCCCUCCCCCUCUCCUGCCCGUUUGUCUGCAGAGGAUGGAGCCACUGAUGAGGAGAUCGCCAUCACCUUGGACACCAGAGAGAUGCUGUUCCCUGAAGUGUCUGCGUUCGGAGACAGAGAGCUCGUCCAUCUUUCUCCUCCGAAAAGCUCUGCAUCUCAACUCUGUGACUCUGCCCCUUGCCAAGUCCCCUUACCUACUGAGCCAAUCAGAGACAGCAGCACGUCUAGACCGAUCCGUCACACACACCUGCUCAGGACAACUCAAUCAGACGGGGCAGCAGACGCUGGGUCAGACUGCUUCCAUGACAACCACCACCAGGAGGACUACUCUCAUCACCUGAGCAUCAACGAGCGUCUGGAGAAGCUGCAGACAUUUUAUUCCUCAGAGAAAAACGGCAUCUCUCCCAGGAUGCUCCUGGAGGCCGACACACACACCACACACUCCGCAGACAGAGACCACCUGGGCACCAUGGAGAGGACACAGACGUCCCCCUCUGCCCCACUGCCCCGCCUGCGCAACGUGGGGCUAAAAGAUGGACGAGGCCGGAAGAUGACAUGGGUAGGGUUGACCCGACCCGGGCCCCCAGGACUACUGGUGAACGGGUCUAAACCUCCCGCAUUCCCCUCGCAGAGACAACAUACUUUGGUCAUUAAGAGCCUCAGACAGGAGAGGGGCAAGAGAAGAGAUCUGUCGACAGCCGGAGGAGGAGAGAGAGGGACAGCAGGAGGAGGGAUGAAUGGAGCAAAGAGGAACUCAGUUCAGUUACGUUCAUCUCUCCAGCGUCGGGUGGCGGACCUGAAUCUGCCGCUGCUUCCUGCAGCCCUGCAGGGGAAGACAGAGAGGAAGAACCAGCUACACAGCAUGGACUACUGAUACAUAGAUGGGAAGAGACAAUAAACAGACAGUGAUAGAGGCCAGAAAUAGCUGCAAUUGCAGGAUAAGAUAAGAGAAGGAGGGUAGUGACAUAUUUGGAAAGCAGGUUAGCAAUUAAGAAAUACUGGCCUGUAUUGAAAUAGGGGCAACAUUAAGGUGCAUAAAAGUGGAGAAGAAGGAUAAUGGGUGGAUGGUAUGGAAUACUGAAUAGGGCAGCAGUUGAGAACUGGGCAUAGACAUUUUGAGGAACAGGUGUAAACGGCAGCUACAAAAAGAUGCUAAGCUAUAUUCUUUACUUUUACUGUUCAGUUCAUGUAUUGUUCAACAGCAGGACUCCUCCCCAAACAAACAGCAUACAGGAUGCAUCAUAUAUAUGCUGCAGUGCCAAAAAUUCUAAAAACACUCAACAACGCUCAUCAGUUUUAAUGCGGUCUUCAGUAGCUAGGCUUUGGUCUAGCAGUUUACCAUUUUCUUCACCAUGUUAAUCUCCACCCAUCACAAUGUGAAGUGCAGAUUGCACACAAAUGUCUAUUUGUAUUCACUGUUCUUAAAUACAUUUUUGUACUAACAUUGAAAGUUAAAGUAAAAGCAAGUAUCGAUUCUACCCUU